Messenger RNA from Bufo bufo (common toad), 1613 nucleotides. RefSeq names its product fuzzy planar cell polarity protein (gene FUZ). The transcript is spliced from 11 exons. Gene Ontology annotation, biological process: non-motile cilium assembly; vesicle-mediated transport. The coding region runs from base 73 to 1326 and encodes 417 amino acids. The record is from RefSeq and is a predicted model, not a curated record. NCBI's taxonomy places the organism in Eukaryota, Metazoa, Chordata, Amphibia, Anura, Bufonidae.
CUUAGAAGGCAAGAUGGCGGCUGCCAGAUGUAAUGUUUUAAACGGGAGAGACAGGGACGGUCCGUGAAAGAAAUGGAGGAGACUUCAGUAUUUCUGCUGUGCCUGACGUCCAGCAGCGGGGUGCCGCUGUACUGCAGGAGCAAGGGCAGCAGCAGGCAGCUGACAUUUUCUGUCAUUGGAUCACUAAAUGGCGUGCACAUGUUUGCCAAUAAUCAGGACAUUCUUUUAACAUCUACACGCACUGACAACAGCAGAGUGGUGUGGAGAUCCUUCCAUGAUAGCAUCAACCUAAUUGUGAUGUCCUGUGAAAGCACAGCCAGCGACUUCUCAUUGAACAGGCUACUGGAGAACGUCUUCAGCGCCAUGGUUCUUGUGAUUGGCUUGGACGACCUUGUCAAUAUAAAAAACGUGGAACGUUUGAAGAAGGACCUAAGGGCAUGCUAUAAGUUAAUUGACAGCUUCUUAACAGAAUCCGAGAAGAUAGCCGACCUGACGCAAUGUGUGGAUUGUAUCAUUGCUCACGAUGUAGCCAUUCUUCAGGAAUGUCUUGAUGGUUUCACCCGAGCUGCAGAAAGUGAUUUUGGCUGCCUUAUGGCUGGAGGAAAAGUGGUCGCAGCCACGGAAAAAUGGUGGAGGCUGGCCUCUCAAGAUGUGAUGCUUCUGUGCUGGUUGGUAGCCUCCUUGUCUCCUCAUUCAUCUCGAGAUUACCCUGUCUACCUGCCUCAAGGGAGCCCUACAGUUCCUCACAGACUGCUCACCUUUCAGCUGGUUCCUGGAGUCGAUGUGUGCCUACUUUGUGGUCCUAGUCCUUCUUUACACAAGGUGGAGUCAGAGCUGGUGGAGAGGUUUUGGAAACCAGUUGUGGAUCCACUGAAAGCCUGCUUAAGAGUCCAGCUAAGAUCAUUUCCAUCCUCCGCCCCUAUUCAUCAUGGGAUUCUGGGACUUUUGCUAGUGAACCGGGAUCUGAAUAAAACCUUGUACACUGUGCAGGUUCAUCCCAUGGAAGACAUGCAGAGAACAGAGCCGAAGUUUACUUUGGAGCAGCGCCGAGCAGCCCUUCGAUCUUUUUAUACAUUUGCUCUUUCUCGUUACUUUAGUCCUGAGAACGGUGAUGAAAAAAACAUUCCUUAUGAGGAGGUGUUCGCAUCCGGCUUCAGUCACCAUGCCCACCAGUGCUACACCGUGUCCAGUUCCCACAAAUGCUACGCAAUUAAGUCUGAGCUGCACUUGCUCUUUCUAAUAUUCAAGCCCGAGGUACCUACGUUCAGCAUGCAGACGAUUGCUAACAAAACCCUGCACGUAUUCUCCAGGGACCUUCCCUUCUGAGGUGUAUACAGGCAUUGUACAGGAUCUGCAUCCUUGUGCUUGCCAAACCCACAGAACCCUUUCACCUUUUAUUUGAAGACACUAUAAAGGUCACUUUGAUUUCUUAAAGAGUCAUAGCUGCUUGCAUCAUAAGUCAUUGUUCAAACGACACCUGUUUUCCAUCUGUCAGUAAUCACCUGCAUAUUUAUUUAACACACACGCUGAAAGUGAUCGACCGUGUACCAGAGGUUCAUGUAUUAAGGUGCCUAACGCUGCUAAGCAGAGCUAGAUUUGUCACCCAGCCAUUU